CAAUUUCAGCGGAUUCAUGAGACUCAUUACUACACAAGUGUCCUCUGAAACUUUCUCAAGACUUUUUUCCCCUGUGGAGUGGUACCAAAGCCGCCGGAGUUGACCAAAUCCUUGUUCAAGGACGAAAAAGAGGACAACAGCUGCUUUAAGAUGAGGUGUGAUAGAGUCCUUACCUACCUGCGGAUAUUUGGGACCACCAUGUUUGGUGUGUCCCUCCUGGUGGGCAUCUCCACGGCCUACAUCAUGGGCUACCAGUUCUUCACCACAGCCCGCAAUCACCUAUCCUUUGGCUUGUAUGGCGCCAUCUUGGUCGUCCACCUCAUUAUCCAGAGCAUGUUUGCGCUCUUAGAACACCGAAACAUGCGGCGGUCCUUAGAAACGCCGAUCAAACUGAAUAAAUCCUUGGCGCUGUGCAUUGCAGCGUAUCAAGAAGACCCAAACUACCUGAAGAAAUGCUUGGUGUCGAUAAAGAGGCUGACGUACCCGGGGAUCAAAGUGAUCAUGGUGAUCGACGGGAACUCCGACGAUGACUUGUACAUGAUGGACAUUUUUAAAGAGAUCAUGGGAAAGGAGAAAUCGGCCACAUACGUGUGGCGGAGUAACUAUCACAACAGAGGGGCGGAGGAGACAGAUGAGAGCUACGCUGAGAGCCUUCAGCAUAUCUCCAGGCUGGUGCUGAAUAACAAGUGUGUGUGCAUCAUGCAGAAGUGGGGAGGGAAGAGAGAAGUUAUGUACACACCCUUCAAAGCAUUGGGGAGGAGUGUGGACUAUGUGCAGGUGUGUGACUCUGACACUAUGCUGGACCCAGCAUCAUCGGUGGAGAUGGUGAAGGUCCUAGAAGAAGAUCCUAUGGUGGGAGGCGUUGGAGGAGAUGUACAGAUCCUGAACAAAUACGAAUCGUGGAUUUCCUUCCUGAGUAGUGUGCGGUACUGGAUGGCCUUCAACAUUGAGCGGGCUUGCCAGUCCUACUUUGGCUGCGUGCAGUGCAUCAGUGGGCCUUUAGGAAUGUACCGGAACUCCCUCCUCCGUGAGUUCCUUGAAGACUGGUACAAUCAGACUUUCAUGGGAUCCCACUGUAGUUUUGGGGAUGACCGCCAUCUCACGAAUAGAGUUCUAAGCCUUGGAUAUGCCACCAAAUAUACUGCACGAGCAAAGUGCCUCACUGAGACGCCGAUUACAUACCUGCGGUGGCUAAAUCAACAAACGCGAUGGAGUAAGUCAUAUUUCAGAGAAUGGCUAUACAACUCUAUGUGGUUCCACAAACACCAUCUAUGGAUGACUUAUGAGGCUGUGAUCACGGGCUUCUUCCCGUUUUUCCUCAUCGCCACAGCGAUCCAACUCUUCUACCAAGGAAGGCUCUGGAAUAUUCUGUUGUUUCUACUCAUUGUGCAGGCAGUGGCACUGAUCAAGUCGUCAUUUGCCAGCUGCCUCAGAGGUAACAUUGUCAUGGUGUUCAUGUCAUUCUACUCUGUACUGUACAUGUCAAGCCUGUUGCCAGCAAAAAUGUUUGCAAUAGCAACAAUCAACAAGUCUGGAUGGGGGACCUCCGGGAGGAAAACAAUAGUGGUGAACUUCAUUGGUCUGAUUCCUAUUUCAGUUUGGUUCACCAUCCUCUUCAUUGGGAUUAUCUACACAAUAAUCCUGCAGACUCGAAAACCCUUUCCUGAAUCAGAAAAGAUUGUUCUGAUCAUAGGGGCAAUCGUCUAUGCCAGUUACUGGGUCAUGCUGUUGACGUUGUAUGCAGUGCUCAUAAAUAAGUGUGGGAAGAGGAAGAAGGAAUCACACUAUGAUAUGGUGCUGGAUGUAUGACUUAUGGACUGCAGUCAUCAUUUACCACUGAACUCUCUUUUUGGGUUGGUUUCACUCACACCAUGUUGUUGUUAUACAUGUUUCUCAGAUGCAGAGCAGCUCUGGAGGCAAAAUUGGUUGAAUUAAACAAGAAUAGAGUUUCUCUGUUCCAAACUUGAAUGACAAUAGCAUACAGUAUGAAUGACAUUGGCUGCUUUUUUAGUUCAUUCGUUGUUCAGGCAUGACCAUAGCAUUCAUCAUCUUGGAACAUCAGCAUGCUAGCUAAUUAGCUUGCCUGGAUUUCUUUAACAUGUUUGGUUGAAGGUAAGCAGACUAGCUACCCUUAAUAACUCAGCACAGAAAGGCAAAAAUACAUUGCAGUUGGCAGCAAGAGCGCUAGGCUUUGUAAUAUUAGCUACCUCUUACCCAUGUCAUUUUCACUGGGCUUCAAUUUAACAUUUGCAACUUAGCCUAAGAAAAUGGAUUUUUAUCUCCACCCAUUACGGUUUAACUUGAACAGUAAGAAUAUUUUACCUGCAGAGCAUCAUUGUGUCUCCAAGAAAUAUUUGUACACCCUAACCAGAGUCUAAUCUACAUAUUGCCCCCACCAAAGGGCAGCCAGAAACCCAUCACUACAUAGCUUCAAGUUGAAGUCAAACUGAAACUACCAGCGCCCUGCCCUGCCAGGCUGUUUCCUCUGUCAAACAACUGAACAACAUCAACGAUUACAUUCUUAACUCUGAAAGGUGUUGAGAUGCUAGCACCCUCGCUAUCUAAUUAGUGUAAUUGUAAUCUGCACGUAUGUUUUGUGUGGAUCUCAUAAUUAGGUGAAGUUGGCUAUUUUACCAUUAAAAACAAACAGAAAAAUUCCCAAGGUUAUACUGCCUAUGUUAAAUGAUGUAAUGGCACAAGUUGUUGUUUGUUUUGGGGGCAAUGCACUGGUUUACUUUUCCAGUGUUUUCAAAUCUCUUUUAGGAAGAGGUAUAAAAUCGAUGUAAAAGUGUGCAGAAAUUGCUUUGGAGAGCUGCUCUAUUUCUUUUGUUGCACUCAUGUCAUAUGGAAAAGAUGCUCCUUCGUAGUCUUCACACAUUUUAAAUGUAUUUACAAUGCAUUUUAUCAUCAUGUCAUCAAGUCAGUUCAUUAUUGCAACACCAAAAUUGCAAAGGCAAUGCACAGCUGUUUGAUGCAGGGUGUGUUUGUGCUUGACAUUGCAAUUCAUGAUUUGCUGUUUUGUAAAUGAAUCCAAACACAUCACUCUGGUGCAUGUACGCUGAAUGUGAAAAGGUGCAAGAUCCAAAGAGAUUUCCAAUUGUGCUUUUAAGAGGUCACAAAUCAGUAGCCUUAUAUAUCAUAUUUGGAUGUCUGUACACUUAUAAGGCUUGUUUUUAGUCCCAUGUGACGUGAAUGCAGUAUUUUUCUCAACGUUUACAAAGUGAAGAAUCUCAAACUGACCACUGAUUGGUUGGAUAUAAUGUCCACCAGAUCAGGUGACCAGGUGAACAUGUGACCAGACAAGAGAUGGUGUAUCAUUGCUGCUGUGACUGUUUUAU
This is a messenger RNA of Micropterus dolomieu (smallmouth bass), 3338 nucleotides long. It is a transcript of the gene has2, whose product is annotated as hyaluronan synthase 2. The record is from RefSeq and is a predicted model, not a curated record. Lineage: Eukaryota; Metazoa; Chordata; Actinopteri; Centrarchiformes; Centrarchidae. Gene Ontology annotation, biological process: hyaluronan biosynthetic process; extracellular matrix assembly. Gene Ontology annotation, molecular function: hyaluronan synthase activity. The coding region runs from base 151 to 1809 and encodes 552 amino acids. The transcript has 4 exons.